Molecule: messenger RNA, 960 nt
Organism: Arachis stenosperma
Lineage: Eukaryota; Viridiplantae; Streptophyta; Magnoliopsida; Fabales; Fabaceae
Exons: 3
Coding region: 79-666 (195 amino acids)
Source: RefSeq, a predicted model, not a curated record
CCCUAGCCGCCAUACCCUUUCCCCAAAAUAACCCAAACCCACUUCAGGAAUAGAAAAGAAAAGAAAAGGAAGAGAGAAAUGGGGAAAGCUGAUCGGGGAAGGGGGGAAGAGAGUGAGACCCGAGAGAGGGGAGUGCCGGUGGAGGUGUCGCGCCAUCAUCGUGGACCGCCGCUGCCGCUGCGUUCUGCUGCUCGCGCCGCCGCCGCCGUCCAGGAAGCUUCCGCUUCUGCUCACCGUCGCCGUCGAUCUUCCUGCCGUAACCUUGGAGUUUGCCCCGUCAUCGAGGAAGACAGAGAUGAGGGAGAAGGAGCCGUGAACGCCACCGAGGUGGUUGCCGUCGCCACUGUUAAGUCUGUCAUGGAAAGAAAUGCAACCAUGGUAAAAGAACCUGUCACUGCAGCUGAGCUCACCGAAAGCCAUAGUAUCUAUUCCACCUUGCCUUGCUCUAUCUCGGUUGUCUUCUCUGUUAGCUCAAAAUUGCUUCAAGUUGUUGUUGCUGUCACUGGGAACCGUUUUGUGGCUGCUGGAACCGCCAUCAGAGCUGCCAUUGAAGCUAUUGAUUUGGUUCCAAUUCCUCCAUUUUUUAGACCUGUUGCUACUCUAUUUUCCCUGUUUAUUGCUAGAACUAUCACCGGGAUACCGUUGAUGCCCUCAGGAAACUGUUAGAGCUGCUGCUAUUGUUGAUGUGAGUUAGAACGAAGUUGGAGUCACGUUUAAUUUUGUGGAUUUCGACUAACUGAGUGACACAGGUUUGAAGACGCAAUUUGAAGCUGCGAGUGAUUAGUAGGCUUUCUUUAUGGUUUUAAUUGCUUUCAUAGAGUCCCCUCGCCGAUUGUCCCUUGAGAUUUUAUUUCAUAUAGAGGGGUAGGUUUGGUAUAUUGUAUAUGAGUAUCAUUUGGUUUCUUUUGUAUAAGAAUUAUUAUCAAUAAUAUUUAUGUGAUUACUAUUGUUUGUUGGAAA